Molecule: messenger RNA, 1247 nt
Organism: Raphanus sativus (radish)
Lineage: Eukaryota; Viridiplantae; Streptophyta; Magnoliopsida; Brassicales; Brassicaceae
Source: RefSeq, a predicted model, not a curated record
UUCACGGCGGGGGGCGAAAAGGUGGGAGUUUCUAACGGCGUUAGAAAAAAAGCUCUUCUUCUUCUGCGUCGCGUUGUCUCCGACUCAUAUUUGCUCAGAAGAACCCGUCCCCUCAUUUCGGAACAUCGUCUCUGCUUGUUGCCGACGAAUUGUUCUUUGGGUUUAAGGUUGGAUGAUAGAGAGACACUUGACUUUCUCUUACGAUGAGUACACGAAGAAAUGGCAUUUCCAGACAUCAGCGAGCUGACAACUCCCGUGGUGAAGGAGGAGGAGGGCCGAACUGGAUCCUAAUUGCAGGGGGUGCCUUGUUGAGCACUUUGUCUAUACGCUUUGGCUACAAGUUAAAGCAGUCUGUUCCUCCACAUUCUGAUGCCAAUGGGACAUCUGACAGAGGAAAAUCUCGAGGAGGAUGCUGCUGCUUGCAUUCUAGCUCAUCUUCUUGUGGAAGGAAUAAGGAUUGUUGCCUCCACAGCUGUCCAGGAACUGAGAAUGUGGAGGGAGACCAUGCCAUUAACGAACAAAUGGUGGUUCCCAGUAAUUCCCUGCCUCUUGUGACAGUUCCCGCUCCAUCAUACAUCAAAGAGAAUGGCCUCGGGUGGGCUGAUCACUUGGAAGUACCCAUGAAACCAUACAAUCAUCAGUCGACCUGCUCAGAUUCUCCUUGUGUAUCUGAAUCAGGCUCAGACAUAUUCAGCAAGCGAGAAGUAAUACAGAAACUGAGGCAACAGCUUAAGAGACGAGAUGACAUGAUACUCGAAAUGCAGGAACAGAUAUUAGAGCUGCAGAACUCGCUUAACUCGCAGAUGUCACACUCCAGCCAUCUCCAAGCUCAGCUAGACGCAACAAACAGGGAUCUGUACGAAUCAGAGAGAGAAGUGCAGAGGCUGAGAAAGGCAAUCGCUGAUCACUGCGUGGGACAGGCUGGUAGCAACAACGGCUGGAACGGGGAAUCAAACGGGUUUAUGGACAGCGAAAGCAACUACGAGUCGCCGAAGGGAUCAAAGGAUGGAGAGAGAGUAGAGAUGUUGAGGAAGGAAGUGAGUGAGCUUAAAGAAGUCAUAGAUGGGAAAGAGUAUCUACUUAGGAACUAUAAAGAGCAGAAAAUGGAGCUUUCAGAGAAGGUGCAAGAGUUGCAGCGGAGAUUGGACUCCCAGGUCCCAAACAUUUUGUAGGUUUGAAAGGUUAAUUGGUAUUUGUGCAUUCUUUACUAUCUUUUCUUGGCUAGGAGAGAAACAACAAAACAUGAA